UUGAGUCGGAGAUUGCUGACCUGAAGAGCCGUCUGACAGCUCAAGAACUUGAAAUUCAAAAGGCCAACUCCAAAUUUGAAUUCAGCGUCUCUGAACAAGAGAAGUUGAAGAAGAAUUUUGAGGCGGAGAAGAAAAUAUGGGCUGAUGAAAAGGCUUCACUGGUGACCCAGGCCGAGAUGGCAGAGGCAUCACUUGCAGAAGCAACAGCCGAGCUAUCCGGCUUAAAGCGCCAGAUAUCUCAAAUGGUCUCAGCCAUCUUCGGCCCCAGGAGCACAAACCUCAAGCAGAACAUGUUGAUCAAGCUGAAAGCGGUUUAUACUCUAGUGGAGCAACUGUACACCGGGUCACAAUGUGCUUUGGCCGCUGUAGCUUUAUCAAAUGACGUUCCCCACCUCCUGCGAGACGUGAUGAAGUGUCUUGUUGUGCUACCUCAAUGGGUCCAAGAUCUAAGGCGGGCGUCCUCAAGAGCCGGGGCCAUCGCCGCGUUGAGCCGGGCAAAAGCAUGGAUUCCAGAACUAGACCCGGCCGACCUCGCUCUUGGAUACCUGAGUCUGAAAGAGGAUGGGACCGUAUUUGAUGAACAGGAUUUCACCGCCUAUGUCAAAGAUAUACGCCCCGUGGCUACUCUCAUUGGGAACGAUACUGACCUUACCAAGUAUCAGCCAGGCUAUGACAGUGAGAACCGGAGAAUUCCAACACCUCCCUAUGAUGAAGUCAGCCUGAUCCCUCCAACUCGUAAGCAUACCUUUGCCCCUGAAGUGGACCCAGCCGGUUUAAUAGAUGAUGCAGCUGAGUUUGAAGCCUUGAGUGACAUUGACUGGGCCUCGUCAACCUUCCAGGACAGGGCAGCCGACGGAGAGGCGGAGAAGGAUAACCCGGAAUCUUCAAGCCCACCAAAGGAGUGAACCGCCAGGCGUUUAUGACUUUGUGAAAACAAUGCUUCAUUAUUCAGACUCGGGGAGUCUUGUAAUAGGGUAGA
This is a messenger RNA of Triticum aestivum (bread wheat), 979 nucleotides long. RefSeq lists its product as uncharacterized. The coding region runs from base 177 to 905 and encodes 242 amino acids. NCBI's taxonomy places the organism in Eukaryota, Viridiplantae, Streptophyta, Magnoliopsida, Poales, Poaceae. The transcript is spliced from 2 exons. The record is from RefSeq and is a predicted model, not a curated record.